CUCCAGACCCGCUCGGUUCGAGCGCCCCGCGGGGCUCCAGCCGCUAUGAGCCGCGGCCGCUUCUCCGGCUCCAGGUGCCUGGACGGCACUAGCGACGCCGCGCUGGGCGCCAAGUCGCCGGUGCGCGAGGAAACUUACGAUCAUCUUCUGGAAGUCCCGGUCACUCGGGAGCAAUUAAACCACUAUCGGAAUGUGGCUGAAAAUGCUCGAAGUGAACUUGCAGCAACUUUGGUCAAAUUUGAAUGUGCUCAGUCUGAGCUUCAAGACCUCCGAUCCAAGAUGCUUUCUAAAGAAGUGUCCUGUCAAGAGUUGAAAGCUGAAAUGGAGAGCUACAAAGAAAAUAAUGCCAGAAAAUCAUCUCUCCUCACUUCUCUGAGAGACAGAGUUCAGGAGUUAGAAGAAGAAUCAGCAGCACUUUCCACCUCUAAAAUCAGAACAGAAAUCACAGCUCAUACUGCAAUUAAGGAGAACCAGGAAUUAAAGAAGAAAGUUGUAGAACUAGAUGAGAAAUUACAAAAGUGUUCAAAGGAAAAUGAGGAGAAUAAGAAACAAAUCUCAAAGAAUUGCAGGAAACAUGAGGAAUUUCUAACUCAACUUCAUGACUGCUUGGAUCCAGAAAAGAAGAAUGAAAAGGCAUCAGAGGAAGAUUUAAUUUUCAAGCUUAGAGAGCUGCACAAGGAAAAUGCAUUCGUGAAAGGACAAAUUGUUACUCUUGAAGAGACCAUAAAUGUCCAUGAGAUGGAGGCAAAAGCUAGCAGAGAAACGAUCAUGAGGCUGGCUUCGGAAGUCACCAGAGAGCAGAAAAAAGCUGCCUCCUGCAUUGAAGAGAAAGACAAGCUGAACCAGGACUUGCUCAGUGCUGUAGAAGCAAAAGAAGCUCUCAGAAAGGAAGUUAAGAUCUUCCAAGAAAGGCUGCUUGCUGGCCAGCGGGUCUGGGAUGCCUCCAAGCAGGAGCUGAGCCUGCUGAAGAAAAGCUCGGAAGAGUUGGAGAAGAGUUUGAAGGCCAACGUGGACGCAGCCACAGCCUCGCGAAGCCAGUACUCCUCAUUCAGGGAGAAGAUCGCAGCCCUCCUCAGGGACAGACUGGGCAUGACUGGGUCCACAGAGGAUGCCAUUUUGGAGAGGAUUCGAGAAAUGGGCAGCCGGGAAGAAAGCAGGGACAGGAUGGUCUCCCAGCUUGAAGCCCAAAUAUCGGAGCUUGUGGAACAGUUGGAAAAGGAGUCUGCUUUUCACCAGAAAGCUCUCCAGAGGGCCCAGAAAGCAGAGAACAAGUUGGAGACUCUUCAGGGUCAGCUGACACACCUGGAGGGAGAGCUGGUUUCUAGAGAUGUUUUGCGAGACGACUUGAAUCUUGAGAAACAAAAAUAUCUUACAUUUCUGGAUCAGCUUUCAGAGAAAAUGAAAUUGGACCAGAUGGCUGCUGAACUUGGUUUUGACAUGCGCCUGGAUGUAGUUUUAGCUCGCACAGAGCAGCUGGUCCGUCUCGAGAGCAAUGCAGUCAUUGAAAGCAAGACCAUUGCCUACAAUUUGCAGAGAAAGCUAAAAACUCAGAAAGAAAGACUGGAGAGCAAAGAACUGCACAUGAACCUGCUCCGGCAGAAAAUAGUCCAGUUGGAGGAGGAGAAGCAGGUGCGCACAGCCUUGGCCGUGGAGAGGGAUGAGGCACAUCUCGCCACCAGGAAGUUACAGAAGAAGGUGGAGAGGCUGCAGGGGGAGCUGAGCCAAUGUCAAGAAUCAAACACUGAGCUCAAAGCCAAACUGGCUGACACCAGUGAGCUUAAGAUUAAAACUUUGGAACAGACCAAAGCCAUUGAAGAUCUAAAUAAAUCCAGAGACAAGCUGGAGAAAAUGAAGGAGAAAGCUGAGAAAAAGUUAAAAUCUGUCAAGUUAGAAUUGGAUACUACAGAACAUGAGGCGAAGGAAGAUAAAGAAAGGGCCCGAAACAUGAUAGAGGUAGUAAGCAGUGAAAUGAAGAUGCUAAAAAAAUCUCUGGAAGAAGCCGAAAAGAGAGAAAAACAGCUGGUGGACUUCAGGGAGGUCGUGUCCCAGAUGCUAGGCUUGAAUGUGACCAAUCUCGCUCUUCCUGACUAUGAAAUCGUCAAGUGUCUGGAAAAACUGAUCCAUUCACAUCAGCAUCACUUUGUCACCUGUGCCUGCCUCAAAGAUGUGACUGCUGGGCAAGAUAGGUACCCACAAAGCCACUUACAACUUCUUCAUUGAACCGAGCAUCUCUUGAGGGAGGUGGCACCGAGAGAUGGGACACAAUUCCCAAUGUCACAAGUUCCCCACAUAUCUGAAGUUUGAUCAGUAUGUGAACAUUGUAUACUUUGAUGAUACAGUGAGAAAGCUUCAUUGGCAAAAAAAGAUCUCAAAAGUGCUCGGCUUAGAUAAAUACUAAAAACACCUAUAAUUUCAUUUACCAGCACUUUAGGACCCGGAAGCCUUCCACUGGAUUGCAUUAUUUAGAUUGGGAAGUGGGAGUAAGGAACUAACAUUUAUGGGGUAUCUAUUGUGAGUCAGGGGCUUGACUAGCCAAUUUAAUUCUCAUAAUAACCAUGUGGAAAAGUUUUAACUUUUUUAUUUUACAGCCUCUCUGGGGCUAAUGAUGGUGUUACCUGCCCAAGGUGGCAGUUGGUGAGUGGUGGACGCAGUGGGCUCUGCAUCAAAGGCUGUGCCUCUUGGCUACUUCCCAGUCUCGUCUCUCAGAAUCUCUGUGAUGCUGGCAGAAACUGUCUGUGUAAAGGAAGGAAGACAUCCCCGCAAUUAGUAGUUAAAGUCCCAAAGUGACAGAUUUAUAAGUGUAAACUAUAUAAUUGCUUUAAAAAGCAAUAUACCUAAUUCACUUCGGUAAAAUAUGCACAGGUCUGAGGUCCUAUAAGAAACUUACCUGUUUCAAAUAUUGCCAUCAGAUUGCAUCUGGCGGCAAUUUUUAAUGUUUGAACAGGGAUGAUCUCAGUCUUUUAAAAACGAAAGCUUUAAUGUGAACCCAGCCCUACGAGAUGAAGAAAUACCAUUCAGUCUUACUCACCGAUACAUCAAAUGCACUCACAGCAAGGGUACUUUUCCAAGAUCAGGAUUUUAUUGUAAAUUGUUAUCAUUUCUUGACUUCUUUUUAGGUUUCUAUUUUACAAACAUUUUUCGGGAAAUCAUAUUCUUAACUUCACUGAGAAAAAUGUGUCACUUUUUGGGGGAAUAUAUCGAAUUUCUACCAUUUAAAAUGUAUUUUUUAUUGUCCCUGAUAGAAGCACUAGCGUCUAAUUAAAUGAAAGGGAAAAAAUAGAUCUAGCAUGCCCAAACAUUAAGAGACAAUGAAAAAUAUACAACAAACUGUUCGUGAGUCAUCAAAAAGUCAAUAUUAUAAACAAAGCAUUGGCUUCUUUCUUCUAGACUAAAAGAGAUUAAAGAAUCAAUUGCAAUUAAAACUUAGGCUGAAACUAGAUUGGAUAUUGGUUUGGAUUUUAAAAAAGAAUAAAAUAUUCUUGCAACAAUUGGGUAAAUUUGAAUGCGGACUCAGAACUAGAUGAUAUUAAAAAUUAUUUUUAAUUUUUAGCUUGAUAAAUGCACUGAUAGUUAUACUCUAAAUAAUUAAAAAUUCAAGAAUCCAUAGUGCUACACACAAAAAAAGGAAUAAAAUGGAGGAAAAAAGUGAAGCUCUUUUAAGAAAACUACUAUCCAAUAAACAUAGAAUGGACGAUGGGAGAAAAAGAGAGAAAGGGAAAAUCUAGAAGAAAGCAAAUGAGUUUGACACUUACAGUUGGAUGGCAGACAGACCGCAUAGGGGAAGAACGACUAGA
Lemur catta (Ring-tailed lemur) is the source of this 3794-nucleotide messenger RNA. RefSeq names its product coiled-coil domain containing 170 (gene CCDC170). The coding region runs from base 46 to 2220 and encodes 724 amino acids. Lineage: Eukaryota; Metazoa; Chordata; Mammalia; Primates; Lemuridae. The transcript has 11 exons. The record is from RefSeq and is a predicted model, not a curated record. Gene Ontology annotation, biological process: microtubule cytoskeleton organization. Gene Ontology annotation, cellular component: Golgi apparatus. Gene Ontology annotation, molecular function: microtubule binding.